AUUUGAAAAUAAACGCGGUGUUUGUCCGGUGACACGACCUCUUUAUGGCUUCAUAUUCAAAUUAAAUUAAAUUAAAUUCAGGUGAUCGCUGACGUCAUGUCUACAAAGAAACUAGCCAGAGAGCUGGGGUUACUGAGGCAGCGGAGUCAGUCCUCUGAUGGGUUAAAGAAACCACUGCUAACAAAUCAAAUAUUUGCAUACCUGAUUGUGAUUGAUUUCGAGUCCACUUGCUGGAGGGAGAAAAACAACUACACCCAAGAAAUUAUUGAGUUUCCUGCUGUCCUGCUCAACACAUCUACAGGGGAGGUCGAGUCUGAGUUUCACACUUAUGUUCAACCUCAAGAGCACCCUGUUCUGUCCGAGUUCUGCACUGAGCUGACGGGUAUCACACAGAUGCAAGUUGAGGCAGGAAUCCCCCUUCAGAUUUGUCUUUCUCGGUUCAGCCGCUGGCUGCAAAACCUGCAGCUCAACAUGGGUGUUGUCUUCCCCAACAGACAACAGACAUUUAAUGCAUCUUCAGCUUCUCAGAAACUGUGUACUUUCCUCACAUGGUCAGACUGGGAUCUUGGAGUCUGUUUACAAUACGAGUGUAAACGCAAGCAGCUCCAUAAACCUGAUGUGCUCAACAGCUGGAUAGACCUGAGGUGCACGUACAGGCUAUUUUACGACCGGAAACCUAAAGGCCUGAACGGGGCACUGCAAGAUCUGGGAAUACAGUUUUCAGGGAGAGAACAUUCUGGUUUGGAUGACUCCCGAAAUACGGCUCAGUUGGCAGCGAGGAUGAUGAGGGAUGGGUGUGUGAUGAAGAUCACUAGGAGCCUCGUGACGAGCCCGUCAAUGGUCAAACCCAUGUUUGGAAACACAGCUACAGACAACCAGAAAGAAAAAUCCAACACAGCUAAAGAGGAAAACACACGUACCACAAACAAACCCUCAUUAUCCAAGAUUCCUCCCAAAUCUUGUCAGAUAAAAUCGUGUACAGAGGUAAUGAUGAGGGAUUUAGGUCCAAAGGAGAACUCAAGUUCAGCUCAGGAAUCUGCUCAAAGCCUGAUCUCACCAGUGACACUGCUGAACGGUACAACUAUGCCACUGUGGGGAAACAACAGGAGGUCAGUUCCCGCAGAGGCUGCUGCUAAUAUUUCCUCUUUGGUUAUGAGAAAUUGUGCUUCACCGCACAUUAAUAACAACAGCCUUGUUUUGUGUUCUACUACUGUGGGCUGCCUUUUAAAUCAGUCUAAGACAAACCAGCCUGCAAAAAACGAUAUAGCAGUCGGACUCGUGGGGGAGGAGCAUGGUGCAGAACUUUUAGUGGAAACAGAGGACAGGUGUAGUUCGUAUGACAAUAUGGUGUUGGAGGAUGGUGAUGAAGGCGAAGUUUAUGUAUCGGAAGUUGACAGCAGAUGUUACGUGCAGGAGGAGCCUGAUAAUACACAUUCACCAGGGUGUCAGGUCACGUUCGGGAACAAAAUGAGAGUCGCCAACAACUUUGAAACUGAGAAGAUGAUUAGUGAGUCAGCAAUGUCUUUUUCUGCAAAAGAGAUGGCGUCCCUCCUUGUCCCAUCCAUGUCUAACAGCUCAAUCAUUAUCAGCAAGCCUUCGACAACCUCAGAGCACAGUACUCAUUUUGCUGACCCUAACCAAACAAUGUCAUAUUCCGCAAAGAAGUUGUCAUCCCUCGUUAAUAUGUCGAAUAGCUCAACUGUAAUCAGUAAGCCUUCGACGAUGUCAGAGCCCAGUACUCAUUUUGCUGACCCUAACCAAACAAUGUCAUUUUCCGCAAAGAAGUUGGCAUCCCUCGUUAAUAUGUCGAAUAGCUCAAUUGUAAUCCGUAAGCCUUCGACGAUGUCAGAGCCCAGUACUCACUUUGCUGUGCCUAAAACUGUUACUGGCUCCAAAUCAAAGCAGCAUGAGCCCCAUAAAAACUCUAAAACAGACACACCCUUUCUGUUCAGGCACAAACUCUCCAUGCCAGAAAAGACCUCCACCCCUAUUUCCUCAUUUUUCAGGUCCAAACCGUUCAUCACACAACACGCCAACAAAGACACACCAAAGUCUUCCUUUACCAUCUUCACUGACUCUGCGAAACUCUCCGAUCCCUCCUCACGUGGCUCUUUUUGCACCUCCAAGAAUGUCCUCUCCUCCUUAUCUACCAACACAUUUUCCUCAUGUACCAAUCGUUCCUCCAUUUCUGUGACAAUGAAAGGACAGAGGAUCACAUCCCCACUGUGUGCGUGUGGGCGCCGUGCGAAGCGGCAGGUAGUAUCCAACGGUGGUCCAAACCACGGGCGAGGUUUUUAUUGUUGUCCGGUGCGCCGGUCCGGCAGCGGAGGGAAGAUCCAGAAGGGAUGUGAGUUCUUCAAGUGGGAGUCUGCUCUCAUGAAGAGUUCAGUGGCCUCUCCUGCUGCUGUUGGGUCUUCUGUCUCACUCUGUCACAUCAACUCAACUAUGAGCUGUCGUCCACCUCAGAAGUCCAUGAUAAGAUAGAGCUAUUAAGUAAAAAAAAAAGUAUGCUGUACCUCAA
This is a messenger RNA of Larimichthys crocea (large yellow croaker), 2521 nucleotides long. RefSeq names its product ERI1 exoribonuclease family member 2 (gene eri2). The coding region runs from base 97 to 2484 and encodes 795 amino acids. The transcript has 9 exons. Lineage: Eukaryota; Metazoa; Chordata; Actinopteri; Sciaenidae. Gene Ontology annotation, molecular function: 3'-5'-RNA exonuclease activity; nucleic acid binding; zinc ion binding. The record is from RefSeq and is a predicted model, not a curated record.